This is a messenger RNA of Ostertagia ostertagi, 410 nucleotides long. The record is from the annotation of a GenBank genome assembly. NCBI's taxonomy places the organism in Eukaryota, Metazoa, Nematoda, Chromadorea, Rhabditida, Trichostrongylidae.
AUGCUGCUCCCGGCGGUACUAUUUCUUGCCGGAGUUAGCGUACUACAAGCCGCUGUACCAACGCUGGUCAGGCCACAUGUACUUCCGCUAGAAAAGAAGACUUCAGCAAAAGAAGAUCAUUGGCGAUCAAGUGCCAUAGAGAAAUUAUGGGAGGAGAGGGAGAGAAUGGGUCACACCCCAUUGGUGAAGUUCCAGCCUAAAGGUUUUCCCAAUGUUGACAUAUUCUUCAAAAACGAGACGGCCUCAAAAACGCAGACACUGAAGCAUCGAUUCGCUUGGGCCCUGCUAGCGUGGGCCAUUAUCGAGGGAAAAGUGCACAGCAACACCACAGUGUACGAUUCAACGUCCGGGAACACAGGAGCCAGUGAAGCGUAUAUGUGCACCCUCGUAGGGCUGCCCUACAUCGCCGU